Sodiomyces alkalinus F11 is the source of this 2259-nucleotide messenger RNA. RefSeq lists its product as hypothetical. The record is from RefSeq and is a predicted model, not a curated record. NCBI's taxonomy places the organism in Eukaryota, Fungi, Ascomycota, Sordariomycetes, Glomerellales, Plectosphaerellaceae. The coding region runs from base 183 to 1907 and encodes 574 amino acids. The transcript has 2 exons.
UACCUAGUCUCUCCUUCAUUAUUCCACUAUUCCGAGUAUCGGCACCAUCGACCAUCGACCAUCGACCUCGACUAUCCUAGAAGCCUGUGUGCUACUUCGAAUUAUCGACCAGCCUAUUAUUAGCUAUACCUAAUUCUAUUGGGACCUUCUGUUUGGACCUUCCCCCCGGCCAUGUUGUCGAGAUGAAGUCCCUCCAGCAAUAUUGGCCACAGCGAGUUUUCGCCUUUCUUCCUACACGGAGACCUAGACAAGCCCUUAUUCUUGUCACUGCCCUCUUUCUCAGUGCGGUAUUUGUUUGCUUCGGCCUGCAACUUCGCGAAGGACCCAACUGGACAUCCCUACGACCAUGGGCAGAUGAUGUCGGCACCGUAGAGGCCGCGGCACCUCCCGUCUUGGGUGGCCACGCCACAGGAAGCCCGACCCCCUCCAGUCUCCCCAGACUCCACAUCAUUAUCCCCUCGUCCAAGACCGACGUCCGCCUUUGCAAGAACCUGCUUUCUCAGACCAUCCUCGGCUACCCUCGCCCCAACCUGGUGUUCUGGGACCAGACAUUCGACAACCCGAACAACCACCGCUUCCUAGGCGGUGGUUCCCAUCUGGGGAAGAUCAACAGCACGCUACAUUGGCUCGAGAACCCAUCCAACCAGCAGUACGAGGACGACAUGGUCAUCAUGAUCGACGCCUAUGACAUCUGGUUUCAGCUCCCGCCCGAGACCCUCUUCGCGCGUUACUACGAGAUGAUCGCCUCGGAGAACGCCCGGGUGGCCCACCGCAUGGGCCGCGCCUUCGACGCCGAGGGCAUCUCCACCAAGGUCAUCUUCUCCGCCAGCAAGCGCUGCGGGCCCAACGAUAUCCACAGCGUCGCCUGCUACCCUAUCCCGGAAUCACCGCUGCCCAAGGAUAUCUACGGCAACAUUACCGAUGUGAUGAACGUCAAACCCGAAUCGCACGCCGGCCUGCGCCAGCGUCACCUCGUUUCCGGCUUCAUCAUGGGACCGUUCCGUGACAUGCGUGCCGUCUUUGCGCGCGCCAACGAACGCAUGAACACCUGCCUGGCUGGCAAGAUGAAGGAGCAGAAAUUCGUGCGAGCCUGGUGCCACCGGGGCAGCGACCAGAGCUUCUUCAACGAAAUGUUCGGCGAGCAGGAGUACCACCGCGAGGUCAUGCGCCGCCGCCACCACACCUGGCUCGACAACUUUCUAGACCAGUUCAUCCCCAACCGCGCCGGCGCCCCGCGGAAACCCCUCAAGAUCGAGAAGAACCUCGUCGACGACCCGCUGAACCCGAGCUUCCCGCACCAGCCCAUGCACGACCCGGACUACAACCCAGCCAAGCCCUACGAGUUCGGCAUCAUGGUCGACCACUUCUCCCAGAUGUCGCACCAGACCUCCAACGCCCUCCACGAUUCCGCCUACGUCGUCCACUCGAAUCCGCUCGCCCCGCAGCUGGAACACCAGUCCCACGGCAUGCAGCCCGUCUGCCGUCCCAUCGCCCCCAUGCCCACCGACAUCCCCAGCGCCGGCGUGCUCGACCUCCUCCCCGAGGGCGACCGGCCACGCUGGGAGGACAUGCCGCUGUACAGCGAGAUCUGCGCCGGCGUGGUCCCCGUCAUCGCCCACCACAACUGGUACAAGAAGUGGCCCAUCGAGAAGCUCUGGGCCGACAACUGGUGGACGGGCCGCGCCCGCGCCUUGUUCGAGGCCCGGCGGAACAUGGGCGACCGCAAGCUCGUGGGUGGCGCCGACACGGACACCGGGCUCUCUCUCAGCUGGGAGGACCUCUGUCCGGCUGAGUGGGAUGCGGAACUAUUCCCGAGUCCGAAUGGUGCCCAGGAGGCCCAGGCGGCCGCAGGGGUUGAGGCGACGGUGGGUGAGAAGAAGGAAUCCAGAGGCUUGGAUUCAGUAUGAGGUAACGGUCGACAUGUUUAUUUCUCUUCUUCCUUUUAUUUUUAUUUUUCUUAACGAGCCUGGAGAUUAUAUUGGGAUACGACGACACGGUUGGGUGCGUCAUGAGAGGGGAAAACACACCAUGAACGAAACGUUCCUGGCAUAUACGGAUAUUCUGCCGCCCCUUUUUAGCACAUUUUCUCUAGAUAUGUAUUUUCUUUUUCUUCUUUCUUCUUUUUUUUAUAUUCUAAUUCUUGUUUUUUUUUUUUUUUUUCGUCUUCUCUUUUCCCCCUUUUUAUACUCACUUUUUCAGCGGGCUCUACCUUAAAAUCCAUCGGGAUGGUCUGCUGCCAAUCUCGUUCUUCGAUCUAUU